Messenger RNA from Closterium sp. Yama58-4, 2367 nucleotides. NCBI's taxonomy places the organism in Eukaryota, Viridiplantae, Streptophyta, Zygnematophyceae, Desmidiales, Closteriaceae. The record is from the annotation of a GenBank genome assembly.
AUGCGGGCGCGAAUCUCGCGCAUGGGCGGAGCGCGAGGACCUGGAGCGCCCGGGGGAGCAGGAGAGGCGAGCAGCCAAUCAGACGCGGACGCGUGGCGGGAGCUGCUGCGGGGAGGGGAGGACGUGGCGCAAGUCAUGUCUGACAUGGCCAACAUCGUAAGAGUGGCGGGAGGAGGAGCUGGCAGUGCAGAUGGCAGCAUGAAUCAUUCAGUCCCUUACUUCCCCCCUUUUUGCAUGCAUGCACGCACAACCCACGCAAUUCAAUCCCAGCUGGACGAGAUAUCGGGGCUGGAGGGGCGGGAGGAGGAGCUGGCAGUGCAGAUGGCAGCAGCAGCGGCCAUAGCGGGGCGAGUCAGCACGCUGGACCAAUCGUUCCUGGUUGCUCUUGAGUUCAUGAUGGGGCAGGCCGAUGCUAAUAACGACUCUAAGGGCCGCUGGUUGCUGGAGGUGGUGAAGGAGCAGCUCCUGUCACAGCUGCAGCAGAAAAUGCCUCCCCAGGUGCAGGUGGUGUCGCUCCUCGUGGCCACAUCAGACAAAAACCGCCGCCGAGACAUCAUCACGCGUGCGCUGGCGGGGGGCGGCAAGCUCCCAGCGGAGGCGAGUCCGGGCGGCAACAUGGGCGGGAUGGGCGGGAUGGAGCCACCGGAGGUGCAUGUGCCGGGAGCCAGGCUGGAGGAGAUCAUUGCUCAGGCGGACGACCUUGUUGCUGUGAGUGGUGCUGGCAACAUGGGCGGCAUUGGUGGGAUGGAACCACCGGAGGUGCAUGUGCCUGGAGCGAGGCUGGAGGAGAUUAUUGCUCAGGCGGACGACCUCGUUGCUUCAAUGGAGGAGCAACUCCCCAUUCAGGACCGCCGCCUGCUGGCUCGGCUGCUACUGGCCAGGGAGGAGGCGCGGUCGCUCAUGUCGGGUGGUAUUCAGGACCCUCGCAACGACGUGCGCCGCCUCAAGAACGUUCCCGAGGCUGAGGUGCGGUUCAUAUCAACGCUGGUGGCCUUGAGAUCUCCAGAGUUGCUGCGGAAGCGGAUACUUGAUGUGAUGGAGGGGCGGCAGGAGGGCGAGUAUGUAAAGGGCAGUGACGGCCCUAUCAAGGUUCAACAAUCAAAAGGCUCUGCUCCUGUUCGGCCAGGUCACCUGCUCGACACUGUAACUAAGGUCCUUGCCGGAAUGUACAGGACUGGAGGGUCAGGGGUAACGGUUCAACAACUUGAGUGGAUACGAAAGGAGACCCUUGAUGCGCCUUCUCUGCCUUCCGAAGUUUUAGUCCAGCCAGUGAUAUUGGGUUCGCCGCCUGAUCGACAUCAGACAGCUUUUAUUCGGGAGAACCGUCACCAAAAGCACUACCAGCAGCAGACGAUCACGAUGGGAAGUGAGGCCGGUUUAAUGACGUUCUCAGCAGAAGAGCUUGACGAGGCCACGAAUAACUACUCGCGGGAGAACUCGCUCGGUCGCGGCGGCUUCGGCACGGGUUACCGCGGAAAGCUCGCGGAUGGUUCCGCCGUGCUUGUUAUGAAGCUUAACCCCGAUAAUACCCGCCAGGCGGCGGAGAAAUUCACCCGCGAAGUCACCAACCUCACCCGCGCGGACCACCCGCAUCUGGUGAAACUCCUCGGAUACAAUCCCGAGGCACGCUGUAUCGUGUACGAGUCGCUCCCCGGGGGGACCCUCGAGGACCGUCUGCUAACGGAGGGGGGACGGAAAACUAUACAGCAGAAGCACCGGCUGCGGAUCGCCGCGGAGGCGGCAGAAGCUCUCCUCUUCCUGCACCAUCUCGACCCGCCGAUUCUCCAUCAGGACGUGAAACCCGGAAACGUGAUGCUGAACGAGGACCUCUCCAGUAAAGUCGGCGGAGUCGGUUUGGCGAAGUUCCUUCCCGCAAACGACUCGUCGAUCUGGGGAACCGUGGGUUACAUCGACCCGUUGCUGCUUCGCACCGGGAAAUACGGCCCGCAGUCGGAUCUGUACGGGCUCGGGUUGGUGAUUCUGCAGCUGCUGACCGGAGAGAAGGUGAAUAAGGUGCUGGAGUUUGCAAAAUUCGGGCUCGAUGGGAUUUUGGAUCAUUUGGAUAAGACGGUUCAGUGGAACCCGGAGAUUGCGAAGGAGGUUGCUGAGGUGGCGCUCAAGUGCAGGGACAGGACGAACCGGCCGGAUCUGGAGACGGUUGUGCUGCCCAUGCUGAAGAAAUUCGCGGAGCAGACCAAGGGGGAGAAAGAUGCGGAUGCUGCUCCGCCUGCUGGUGGUGGUGGUGCUAAGGGUGGUGGUGGUGGUGGGACGAGUAAGGGGCAUGAGAAGAAAGCAGCGCCGGCUGCUGCUGCUGCUGCUGCGCCUCAGAAGAAGUCGUUGUUUGGGUAUUUCUUUGGCAAGCGGUGA